UACCACACGUAUUCCGGCAACGGAACCAUCGCCGCCGGCUGGCCGACCAUGGACGAAUGGGUCGACUUCAACACCAUGUGGCAAGCCAACCUGCCCAACAUGGAAGCUUCCUGCGCACAAUGGGGUGUGGCAGACAACACGCCCGAAGAAAACGCCGAUCUGAAAUCCGCGAUCGAAGCCACCUCCGCCAAGACCGGCAUCGACUCGCGCUUCCUCCUCGCCAUCGUCAUGCAAGAGUCCACCGGCUGCGUCCGCGUCAUCACCACGCAAUACUCCGUCUACAACCCGGGUCUCAUGCAAAGCCACAACGGCACGGGUAGCUGUAACACCAACAGCGCAAACCUCGCCCUCCCCGGCGUCAUCGGCGACGGCCAAGUCAAGAUCCCCUGUCCGGCAGAGGAUAUCAGGCAGAUGAUCGAGGACGGUGUCAUGGGUACUGCCUCGGGCGACGGCCUCGUCCAGAUCAUGCAGAAGCAGGGCAAGGACGACCAUAGCCGUUGGUACCGUGCAGCGAGAAUGUACAAUGGCGGCAGCAUUGAUCCCACGGGUGACCUGGAUGCCGGUUGCUGUACGCUUUCGUACGCGAGCGAUAUCGCGAAUCGGUUGACGGGGUGGGUGAAUGCGCCGAGGAACCAUUGA
Molecule: messenger RNA, 639 nt
Organism: Dissoconium aciculare CBS 342.82
Lineage: Eukaryota; Fungi; Ascomycota; Dothideomycetes; Mycosphaerellales; Dissoconiaceae
Exons: 1
Source: RefSeq, a predicted model, not a curated record